Ambispora leptoticha is the source of this 227-nucleotide messenger RNA. Lineage: Eukaryota; Fungi; Glomeromycota; Glomeromycetes; Archaeosporales; Ambisporaceae. The record is from the annotation of a GenBank genome assembly.
AUGCUUCAGGAGCAAAUUGCACUCGAAACAACCAGCGCCGAAGCGCUCGAAGCUACAACCAAUAAUUUAGAAACUGCAACUACAGACAAUAGUAUUAAUGACAAUGCCCCACCACAGACGGGAUCUUCUACUGAUUUAUCUGUAACGGUGCCUACAUUGUCCGAAGGAUUUCUAGCACAUUGGUUGCCCCUAAUAGCACAAGCAGAAAGGGAACUCGAGGAAUUUGA